Aspergillus homomorphus CBS 101889 is the source of this 3035-nucleotide messenger RNA. RefSeq names its product sulfatase domain protein. Gene Ontology annotation, molecular function: arylsulfatase activity. The record is from RefSeq and is a predicted model, not a curated record. Lineage: Eukaryota; Fungi; Ascomycota; Eurotiomycetes; Eurotiales; Aspergillaceae. The transcript is spliced from 3 exons. Bases 193 to 2802 code for a protein of 869 amino acids.
UCAUCAUCAUCACCGUUCUUAUUGUCAUCAUCUUCCUCUUCUCUUUUCCUUUCCCUCUUCCUUCCCGGCCUUUCCUUCCGGUCUGCCUCCAGCCCAUGGGGUGAUUGUAUUGGUUUCUUUUGUCUUCUUUUCCCUUGGGGUGCCAUGUGAUUUGACUCUUUCUCAUUCUUCUUGUCCUCCUCCUCAUUCAUCAUGAAGCUCGUCAAUCCGGCUCGUUGCUGCCUGGCAGCUGCUGUACGCCUGCGUGCCUCCCCCAUGGAGUUCUUCGAUCAUUUCUGGGACUUCACUCGUCGCUAUUUCUUUGCGCUCACCCUGAUGGCCCUGUUCGGUGCUAAACUUCUUCAUCUCUACGCCCACAUUCACUCCUUACCUCCAUCCAAAUUCCUUCUGUGGGGAGUCACCUUCUUUACCCAGGAUGUGGUGCUCGUGCUGUUGGUGCGCAUUCUCACCCAGAAACUUCCGUGGCGGUCGGUCGCCGCUCUCUCCGCCUUGAUCGUCGUCCCGUUCAGUCUGAUCAUGUCCGGAAUGACCGCUGCCAAUGCCUCCUUUUACGUGUUCACCGGCGCCGAAAUCCACUGGCGACAGGCCACCACGUUCCACCACGAUGCCGCCGCCAUACGCACCCUGUUGACCGGGUUGACGGGCUUCUUGAUCGUCGAGGGCAUCAUGCUCACGGUCGCCUGGUUCGUAGCGGCCCCAUUGCAUCGGGCGGUGGGUGGCAUCCUCCGCAUCCUGGCACAACCCUUCAAAUGCUGCGCGAGCUGCGUGCGAACGUGGAUCCCCAAGACCGCCUCGAUGCGGGACCCGGAGCGAUACGACCAUCUCUCUGAAGACGACUAUUUGGACGACAAGAGCGACGACGGGUCGUCCAUCCACCUGCUGGAGCCCUACGGCGCCGUUGCACCGCCUCGCCAGGUCGGACACUCGCUGGCACGCCGUUUGGCUGUCUGGAUCCCCUUCGUCGGCCUGUUCCUGCUGCGCGUGGUUCGCCCGUGGGAUCCCGCAUACAUGUUCCUCUCCGAGGCGUUGCCCGUCGCUCCCUUCCUCGGACAUUACCGAGUCUCCCCGGUUCGUGCGGAAGGACUCCCGGGUGACUAUGGCUGGUUAGAGGGUCAGACGGCGUUGGAGCGACCUCCCCAGUGGGCCUGGUUGCCCAAGCAGCCCCUGCCUGGCUUCGGGGACUGGAACCAAACCGAAAAGAACCACCCCCCACUUCGACACUACGACCCCAACCGGGACCCUCUGCACAUUUCCAACCUCGACAGCCCGCUUCUCGACCCCUUACACGCAGCCCUCUCCAGCGGUAAUGUCAACAUCAAACACGUCAUUCUGCUUAAGCUCGAAAGCACGCGGGGCGACGUCUUCCCCUUGAAGAACGGCACCUUCAUGUGGGAUCGGAUCGCCGAAACCUACCCCGACAAGAAAAUUCCCAAGGACGUGCAAAAGCGCAUCGCCAACCUGACUCGAACAGCCGAGUGGCUGACCGGCUCUGACGCCGGCUACAAGCACGACAUGGUCAAGGACUAUGGACGUCGGUCGUACGGCGGCAUCAGCGCCAGCAACGCCUUUACCACGGGCACCUACACCCUGAAGAGUCUGGUCGGAACCCUGUGCGGGGUGACGCCCCUGGUGGCCGACUUCAACCGCGAGUAUGAGCAUCACAUCUACCAGCCUUGCAUGCCGCAUCUCCUGAAUGCCUUGAACCAAAUGCCCGAUGUGCGCGAGAACAGCACCUUCCCCACCUCUAAGGACUACCGCGCCUGGCCGUGGCACUCCGUCUGGAUGCAGUCCGUCACCGACACCUACGACAACCAGGACAAACUGACCCCGAAGCUGGGCUACUUCGACGUCGUCACCAAGGAGACCAUGGAGAACCCCAAGGCGAAGCACUAUCCCGUCAAGGAGAAGGAGGUCAACUACUACGGCUAUCCGGAUAAGGUCCUGGGCGACUACGUCCGAGAUGCCAUCGACGUGGCGGAGCGCAACCACACUCGCCUGUUCCUGACCCAUCUGACCGGUACUACGCAUCACCACUGGGGCAUGCCGAACGACACCUACGAAUCCAUCGUUGGGUCGACCAGCUCGGGAUCUAACAACGAUCUCAACCGCUACCUCAACACCAUCGGCUAUAUUGACGAGUGGCUGGAGGAGAUCAUCGGGAUCCUGAACGAAAAGAAGAUCAUCAACGAGACCUUAAUCGUGAUGGCUGGUGAUCAUGGUCUUUCCCUCCCCAACGACGGCGGCGUCACUCCCUACGACAACCCCCACGUCGGCAGCUUCCACGUUCCGCUGCUCUUCGCGCACCCGCACCUCCCCCAGAUCGAGGUCUCCACCCCGGUUAUUUCGCAACAAAUCGUCCCCACCAUUCUCGACCUCCUUAUUCAGUCUCACUCCCUCGGCCCCGACAGCAGCCACGCCGCGCAGGACCUCCUCUCCAUGUACGAGGGCCAGUCGAUGAUCCGCCCGCAGAUCCCCGAAAAGGACGGCCGGCAGAACUGGCAGUUUACCGUGAUGAACACGGGCGGCUCAUGGCUGGCCGUGCGCUCCGCCGCCCACCCGUCCUACCGGCUGGUGAUCCCGCUCGUCGACGACGUCGAAUGGCGGUUCACCGACCUUUCGCAGGACCCGAUCGAGCUACAUCCCGUCAAAAACUUCAACUUGGUCGACCUGGCCAAGACGCUCGAGGCGGAGUACAAUCCCGACGUAGUCGACUGGGUGCGGGAUGCCGCCCAUGUGGCUGAGUGGUGGGUCACGGAGAACUGGAUGCGGUACCGUUAUAGACGGCAGGGGAGGAAGGAGUAGAAGAAUUCCAAGAUGGGGAUUCUUGGAUGUUGCAUUCGUUGCAUUGCAGCAGCCCAAAAAAUUGGGUUUCGUUCGAUGACGACGGACCCUUGUACAGAUGAUUUCACUCUUCCUUGUAAAUAUUGGUUCACAUACUUUUGCUAGCAUGAUGAUUUAUGUGUUUUCUUCUUGGACCAUGGUCGAUCUAAUUUAGCAUGUGGAUGUUUCUCUGAAUGGAAUUACUCAUGACAGUC